Molecule: messenger RNA, 573 nt
Organism: Telopea speciosissima
Lineage: Eukaryota; Viridiplantae; Streptophyta; Magnoliopsida; Proteales; Proteaceae
Exons: 1
Coding region: 1-573 (190 amino acids)
Source: RefSeq, a predicted model, not a curated record
AUGAAUGCCAAGAUUGAGGCCUUGGAGAAGGGCAACACUCCCGAGGAGAGUUUUAGACCUGGUCAACACCCCUUUACAGCCGAAAUCAUGAGGGCUGAACUCCCUAGGGGCUUCAAGCCUCCCACUUUUGAGGCCUAUAAUGAGAAGGGCGACCCCAACGACCACAUCAGCUACUUUAAUGCCAUAAUGACCAUGUAUGGUGGGUCUGAUGUCCUGUCGUGCCGCUCCUUCCCCACCUCCUUGAAGGGGCCAGCAGUGCUCUGGUUUGGUAAGCUAAAGCCCAACUCCAUCAGAAGCUUCACCGAGUUGGCUAGGACGUUCGUGAGCCGCUUUCAGAGCAGCAGCAAGCAAAAGAAGAUUGCUGCCAACCUAUUGGCCGUCAAGCAGCGACCUGAUGAGUCCAUUAGGGAUUACAUCACCCGCUUCAAUGGGGAAAGCUUAGAGAUCAAGGACCUAGAUGAUGCAAUGGCCUUCAAUGCCUUGCAUAACGGGGUCACCAACCAUGACUUGGUGAAGUCGUUUGCCCUGGAUCUAGUAACCACCAUGCCACAGUUGCUGGACCGCUGCUAUUAG